GCAAAACACACCGAUGGCACUCGCGUGUGUUAACGCGCCACAGCUCAAAUUCGGAUUUUUGAUUUAAAGCCGAUUUCAGUCUAAUUCAAAUCAAAACCGCGGCUUCACUCACGCGAUUCGAAGCACUUUCUCUUUCUUGGUGAGACUUAAUCUGCGUUUCUAUUUGUCAGUUGUAUCACACUUUGGUCCUAAACUGUUUUGUUGUUUCCUCCGGUGAGGCUUCUUUCGUCUUCUACUCGACAACGAUUCUGCAAGACAGAGAAUCGAAAGUAGUGCUUUCCGUGCACUUCACCCUCCACUCUACAAACAUACUAUCAAACUCUUCACAUUGUGCAUUUUGUUGAAGAGAUUCCAUCUGGGUCUUUCUCAAAAAUGGAUUCAGCAUCGCCUAUCUCAAUCCAGCAGUCUCUGUACCCAGACCCAUUACCAGAAGCCUCACCAAAACCUUCCAAGAAGAACUUCGUCACUACCUUAAUGGAAUCAGCCACAAUUCGCACUCCUUCCUUCAAAGAAGACACCUACUUCAUAUCCCAUCUCAAGCCCGCCGAAAAGAAAUCACUUCAAGAGCUGAAAGAGAAGCUGGCUGCCUCUUCUGAGCCCACUGAGUGCUCAAUGUGGGGGAUUCCUCUCUUGAACGGCGACGAAAAGGCCGAUGUGAUACUGUUAAAGUUCUUGCGAGCCCGGGAUUUCAGGGUCCUGGACUCGUAUAAUAUGCUCGUGAAGUGUUUGGGUUGGAGGAAGGAAUUUGGGGCAGACUGCGUCGUAGAGGAGGAUUUAGGGUUUAAGGAGUUGGAAGGUGUUGUGGCUUAUAUGCACGGUUAUGACAAGGAAGGACACCCUAUAUGUUACAAUGCUUAUGGGGUUUUUAGGGAUAAAGAGAUGUAUGAGAGGAUUUUUGGGGACGAAGAGAAGCUGAAGAAGUUUUUGAGAUGGAGAGUUAAGGUUCUUGAGAGAGGGAUUAAGCUAUUGCACUUUAAGCCUGGUGGAAUUAACUCCAUUAUUCAGGUUACUGAUCUUAAAGACAUGCCCAAACGAGAACUCAGGGUUGCUUCAAAUCACAUUCUCUCUCUGUUUCAGGAUAAUUACCCUGAAAUGGUGGCUCGUAAGAUCUUCAUCAAUGUACCAUGGUACUUCAGCGUCAUAUAUUCAAUGUUCAGUCCCUUCUUAACUCAGAGGACCAAGAGCAAGUUUGUGAUCUCCAGGGAAGGAAAUGUUACCGAGACUUUGUACAAAUUUAUCAGGCCAGAGGACGUUCCAGUCCAGUAUGGUGGACUGAGUCGAACCAGCGAUUUAGAGAAUGGCCCACCCAAACCAGCCUCUGAGAGUGAGUUCACUGUCAAAGGAGGAGAGAGAGUGAACAUUCAAAUUGAAGGCAUUGAGGCUGGUGCGACUAUAACAUGGGACAUAGUGGUGGGUGGAUGGGACUUGGAAUACAGUGCUGAAUUUGUGCCCAAUUCAGAGGGUAGUUACACCAUAGCAGUGGAGAAGCAAAGGAAAAUGGGUCCAUCAGAGGAAGCAGUUCACAACUCCUUCACAUCUAAAGAAGCAGGAAAAAUGGUUCUCUGUGUGGACAACUCUGCCUCCAGGAGGAAAAAGGUGGCCGCAUACCGCUACUUUGUCCGAAAAUCUACUGUUGUUUAGCUUAACUAGGAGUUCAAGAGUUUCAUUAACUAAACACUGUGUUCUGGGUGGUCCUUUGUAUGUGUUUUCAUCUAAUUUGGUUCAAGUUUGUUGGUGUUAAUGUUAGUAAAACUAGUAAUUGGUAUUAUGUAUAAGAACUGAUGGUACUGCGGUUAUUAUAUGGCUUAAUUAAUAUAUAGAAAGAUGUGAAAAAGUUCACUCUUCUUGGCUUUUUGCC
Messenger RNA from Tripterygium wilfordii, 1858 nucleotides. Its product is annotated as patellin-6-like. The record is from RefSeq and is a predicted model, not a curated record. Lineage: Eukaryota; Viridiplantae; Streptophyta; Magnoliopsida; Celastrales; Celastraceae. Gene Ontology annotation, molecular function: lipid binding.